UGUAGCUGUUCCUUUUCCGUUGUUGUCGGAAAGAGGCGCCUUCACGUUUGUUCUAAGACUUUGGGUUGAUCAAUCGGUAGUCGGACAGACCCCAGAGUGCCCAUCGCCUCAGGCUUGGCUGUUCAAGGCACCCGCUGUUUCCCUUGUGACGUGAAAUAGGCCUUUGAUUGAAGUCCUGACUAGGAUGACUGCUGAGAAAUCUCCCCAACAAAAUAUCAUGGAUGGACAGGAUCAAGGUGACACUGGGAGCAAUCCAGCUGGCAGUGGAGAAAUGGAAGUGGAGCAAGACGACAGUCCACUUUCCAAUGGAUUUCAUAUGGGGGAAUUCCAAAAAGAGCUUUCUUUUGAGAACAAAACUUUGGAGUUAUCAUCAGAUGGUUCUGAAGCUCUGGGGAAAGGACCAUUACUGUUCAUUAACAGGCAGCAAAUCCAAUCUGUGGCCCAUGAUGCACGAGCAGAUGAACUCAGAGGCUUGGAAAUUGAUGUAUAUGACCAGGAUAUACUGGAACAAGGAGUGCUACAGCAAGUAGACAAUGCAAUAAAUGAAGCAAAUAAAGUUCAAAUUGCUGAUGCAGAAAAAUCCUAUCAAUCUGUGAUAGAUGAUAUAAGGUCUUGCACAAAAUCUCUGAAACAAAUUGAUACUAUUAUUGAGCAACUUACUCCUCAAUCUGCUACCUGUAAACCCAUUAACAGAAAAUUGGAUUCUGUGAAGCGGCAAAAAUACAAUAAGGAGCAACAAUUGAAAAAACUCAGAUCAAAACAAAAGUAUCUUCAGAUAAUCCUUGGCAGAAAGAUUUCCGAUGAAAUAGAAGAUGCUGUAUUUGAAAAUGAUGGAGACCCUGGUCCUUCAUGCCUUGGCAGUAUGCUUACGCCAUCUGAGGAGACUGAGUGGGAGAAUCUUAUCAAAACUGGUCAGAUGACUCCUUUUGGAACAAAACUUCAGGGUCGAGAGAGCAGACCUCGUCGGAUAAUGCUAAAUGAUACAUCAGAUUUUGAAAAAUAUUUGACAGAUCAAGCAAAGCUUUCAUGUGAAAAGAAAAAAACAUCAGUUAAAAAGUGGACUAAAAAAGAAGCCCUUUCAGAGAAAAGUCAGACAAAAGCUUCCAUAAAAGGCAAGGGAAGUACAAGCAAAAGCCAAUCAAAAACAGACCAUUACUUAAAUAAGCGUCUGAAAACUUUGCAAAAUCAUGCCCUUCAAAUGCAGGUGAAAUCCAGACUUUCUAAAACAAAGGAAUUAGAGAGAGGGGAACAACAGGAGGACAGUGAUGGAUCAGUAUACAUGCCUGACGAAGAAUUGAGCAAUUUGGAGGAUGAAGAAGAAUAUUAUGAAGAUGAUACCAAUGAUUUGAUAACAAAACCUCGAUUGUGGAGGCAAAAAAAAUCAUCAAGACAAGAAUCUCAAGACGAACCUGUGUGGGUUGACUCUUCCUCUACCUCUGAUGAAGAAACAGAGGGCAUGAUCAAGAAACGGGGCAUAAAGAGAUACAGAGAUGAUGGUAAUGAAGAUUACUUUAAACAAAGAUUAAGGAAGUGGCACAAACAAGAGAGAAAACAGCAACAGAUGACAGGGGAAGAUUCUGAAGAAAGUGAUGUUGAAUUUCCGGAAGGCUUUAAAGUUCCAGGAUUCCUCUUCAAGAAGCUUUUCAAGUACCAGCAGACAGGUGUUAGAUGGCUCUGGGAAUUGCACUGCCAGCAGGUGGGAGGAAUUCUGGGAGAUGAGAUGGGAUUGGGCAAGACCAUUCAGAUAAUUGCCUUCUUGGCAGGUUUGAGCUACAGCAAGAUCAGGACUCGUGGUUCAAAUUACAGGUUCACAGGACUGGGCCCAUCACUGAUUGUGUGUCCCACCACAGUGAUGCAUCAAUGGGUGAAAGAGUUUCAUAAUUGGUGGCCUCCAUUUAGAGUGGCAGUUCUCCAUGAAACAGGUUCUUAUAUCAAGAAAAAGGUGAAGCUGAUUCGGGAAAUUGCAGCAUGCAAUGGCAUUUUGAUAACGUCCUAUUCAUAUGUUCGUUUACUACAAGAGAGCAUCCACAGAUACAACUGGCAUUACGUAAUUCUGGAUGAGGGACACAAAAUUCGGAAUCCAAAUGCUGCAGUUACACUUGCUUGCAAACAGUUCUCCACUCCUCAUCGAAUCAUCUUGUCCGGGUCACCUAUACAAAACAACCUAAAGGAGCUGUGGUCCCUCUUUGACUUUGUAUUUCCAGGAAAGCUGGGGACGCUUCCUGUCUUCAUGGAGCAAUUCUCUGUUCCAAUAACCAUGGGAGGGUACUGUAAUGCUUCUCCGGUUCAGGUGAAAACUGCAUACAAGUGUGCUUGUAUUUUACGGGAUACUAUUAACCCCUAUCUGCUGCGGAGAAUGAAGGCAAAUGUUAAAAUGAGUUUGUCACUACCAGAUAAAAAUGAACAGGUACUUUUCUGUCGUUUGACAGAUGAGCAGCACGAAGUUUAUAAACGUUUUAUUGAUUCCAAGGAAGUUUAUCAGAUUCUCAAUGGAGAAAUGCAGAUUUUCUCUGGAUUGACUGCCCUGAGAAAAAUCUGCAACCAUCCAGACAUCUUCUCUGGUGGCCCUAAGAUUUUGAAGGGUGUACCUGAUGAAGAGUUAAACGAAGAGGAUCAUUUUGGAUUCUGGAAGCGUUCUGGGAAAAUGAUUGUUGUAGAGUCUCUGCUGAAAAUAUGGUACAAGCAAGGACACAGAGUGCUUCUUUUUACUCAGUCUAGGCAGAUGCUUCACAUCAUUGAAGCAUUUCUGAAGCAAAGAAGUUAUUCCUACGUCAAGAUGGAUGGUACCACAACAGUUGCAUCAAGGCAGCCCCUUAUCUCAAGAUUCAAUGAGGAUACAUCCAUAUUUAUAUUCCUCCUUACUACUCGAGUUGGUGGGCUUGGUGUUAACUUAACAGGUGCAGACAGAGUGAUUAUUUAUGAUCCUGACUGGAAUCCCAGCACAGAUACCCAGGCUCGAGAACGUGCAUGGAGAAUAGGCCAAACAAAAGAAGUUACUGUGUACAGGCUUCUUACUGCAGGUACUAUUGAAGAAAAGAUUUACCAUAGACAAAUCUUCAAACAGUUUCUAACAAACCGAAUAUUAAAAGAUCCAAAGCAAAGGCGUUUUUUUAAAUCCAAUGACCUCUAUGAACUUUUUAGUUUGAGUAAUCCAGAUGGAACUCAGGAAACAGAAACCAGUGCUAUUUUUGCAGGCACUGGUUCUGAUGUCCCAAAACCAAAGAAGCAGAAAUUGCACAAAGCUGCUAAGCACUCUUAUGUUUCUAAAGAAUACUGUCAUUUUGCAGAGCCUACUUCAUCCACAUCUACCGCGUUGCCAAAUUCCUUAUCAGCAAGACAAAAUGUAAAUUCACAUCCUAUAGAAAGAGACUCAGUUGAGAGUGGGACAUCUAAUCUUCCAAAAGAUUAUGCUCAGAGUACUGCUUCUGGUGGUACAGAUUCAUUAAGUGUUGGAGAAGAAUCAGAAAAGGGAUCAGUAUCCAGAGUGAAGGGAGCAACUAAGAACAUGGGAAUAUUGAACUCUGGUGAAUGUAGUAUAAACUGUGAGAGGCAGCAUACUCUAAUAUAUGAGGAAAAAAGACAUAGGAAGGAACAAGGUGCUAAUGAACAGCUGGAUAACAAUUACAGCAAGCAUACUUCAAAAAGAAAGCAUCAUGAAACCACUUCAAGAAAAUCUAAACGUUCCCGAGGUGCCAAGUUUGAAGGUGAGCGAAUUCCUCACCUGGUGAAGCAGAAAAGGUACAGAAAGGAAGAGAACGAGGAGACGAAAGAUCUGGAGAAAAAUGAUGACUAUGUUUUGGAGAAGCUUUUCAAAAAAUCAGGAAUACACAGUGUAAUGAAACAUGAUGUCAUUAUGGAAGCCUCCAGUCCAGAUUAUGUACUACUGGAAACGGAAGCCAAUCGGGUCGCUCAAGAUGCCCUUAGAGCUCUAAGGAUGUCUCGACAACGGUACCAAGGAGUUACUUCAAACAUUCCUGGGAGUGGUGGCCUGCCUGGCUUGACAAAAAAAAGAUUUGGACAGAAAAGGAAACUAAAUUUGGCAAUACCAUCCCCAACAUCUCCAUCUACAGCAAAGAAGUUCAAGGGUACUGAAAGCGAGAGGGAGGAAAAUAAAAACAUUUCUAAUUCUCAUUUCACUGGAAGAACAGAAGCAGGAGAGUCCUCUUCAAGUACCUUGGAUUCAUCCUUUUUGCUGGCCAAAAUGAGAGAAAGAAAUCACCUGCCCCACAGAACAGAUGGUCAAACUGACAGUAGGGUUCAGCAGGCGGUGGCUGCACUCCCUGUAGCAAGAGAGCAUGAAGAGUUGCUCAUGGAUAUCCAAAACUUCGUAGCUUUCCGGGUUCGUGUGCCAGGUCAAGCUAGCACACAGGAAAUAUUGCAGGAAUACGAAUCAAAGCUGAGUGUAGAACAGUCUUGUAUCUUUCGAGAACUUCUGAGAAACAUUUGCAAUUUUCAUAGACAUUCCAGUGGAGAAGGAAUCUGGAAACUAAAAACAGAGUUCUCCUGACACCUCUUCUGUUUUAUGUAGGUCCUACCCAACAUUGCUAAAUCCCAUGUUUUUAUAAUUCCCUUUAAAAUUAUACUUAAUUUAUACUUCUCAUUUGUAAACUAUUUAAUGUAAAUAAUGAUAUUAACAUUAUUACACAGCAAUAA
Messenger RNA from Anolis carolinensis (green anole), 4653 nucleotides. It is a transcript of the gene ercc6, whose product is annotated as ERCC excision repair 6, chromatin remodeling factor. NCBI's taxonomy places the organism in Eukaryota, Metazoa, Chordata, Lepidosauria, Squamata, Anolidae. The coding region runs from base 185 to 4507 and encodes 1440 amino acids. The record is from RefSeq and is a predicted model, not a curated record. Gene Ontology annotation, cellular component: nucleus. Gene Ontology annotation, molecular function: ATP binding; ATP-dependent chromatin remodeler activity. Gene Ontology annotation, biological process: transcription-coupled nucleotide-excision repair. The transcript has 21 exons.